Molecule: messenger RNA, 2505 nt
Organism: Cricetulus griseus (Chinese hamster)
Lineage: Eukaryota; Metazoa; Chordata; Mammalia; Rodentia; Cricetidae
Source: RefSeq, a predicted model, not a curated record
UCAGUCCGCGCAGUAACAAAUGAGGUGCGCGCUGCGACACCUCCCAGCUCACCCGGCCCCGCCGCCAUUUCGUCGCCUGGCCUAACGGUUCGGCCAAUCCACUUCCCAAGUAAGAAGAGGAAGAGGAGCCGGUGGAACCAAGACACAAUGGAACAAAAGACAGUGAUUCCAGGCAUGCCCACGGUUAUCCCCCCUGGACUGACUCGGGAACAAGAAAGAGCUUAUAUAGUGCAACUACAGAUAGAAGACCUGACUCGUAAACUGCGCACAGGAGACCUGGGCAUCCCCCCUAACCCUGAGGACAGGUCCCCUUCCCCUGAGCCAAUCUACAACAGUGAGGGGAAGCGGCUUAAUACUCGAGAGUUCCGUACACGCAAAAAGCUUGAAGAGGAGCGACACACCCUCAUCACAGAGAUGGUCGCCCUCAACCCAGACUUUAAACCACCUGCAGAUUACAAGCCUCCAGCAACACGUGUGAGCGAUAAAGUAAUGAUUCCCCAAGAUGAGUAUCCAGAAAUCAAUUUUGUGGGUCUCUUAAUUGGGCCCAGAGGGAACACCCUGAAGAACAUUGAGAAGGAAUGCAAUGCCAAGAUCAUGAUACGGGGGAAAGGAUCUGUGAAAGAAGGGAAAGUUGGGCGCAAAGAUGGUCAGAUGUUGCCCGGAGAGGAUGAACCUCUUCAUGCUCUGGUCACUGCCAAUACAAUGGAGAAUGUCAAAAAGGCAGUAGAACAGAUCAGAAACAUCCUGAAGCAGGGUAUUGAGACCCCAGAAGACCAGAAUGAUCUACGGAAGAUGCAGCUUCGAGAGUUGGCUCGCUUGAAUGGCACUCUACGGGAAGAUGAUAACAGGAUCUUAAGACCUUGGCAGAGCUCAGAAACACGCAGCAUUACCAAUACUACUGUGUGUACCAAGUGUGGAGGGGCCGGCCAUAUUGCUUCCGAUUGCAAAUUUCAGAGGCCUGGCGACCCUCAGUCAGCCCAGGAUAAAGCACGAAUGGAUAAAGAAUAUUUGUCUCUUAUGGCUGAGCUAGGGGAAGCUCCUGUCCCUGCAUCUGUGGGCUCCACCUCUGGACCUGCCACCACACCCCUGGCCAGUGCACCAAGACCUGCUGCUCCUGCCAGCAACCCACCACCACCGUCUCUUAUGUCUACAACGCAGAGUCGCCCACCCUGGAUGAAUUCUGGUCCUUCAGAGAAUCGGCCCUACCAUGGCAUGCAUGGAGGUGGUCCUGGUGGGCCUGGAGGUGGGCCCCACAGCUUCCCACACCCAUUACCCAGCCUGACAGGUGGGCAUGGUGGACAUCCCAUGCAGCACAACCCAAAUGGACCACCACCACCUUGGAUGCAGCCACCACCACCACCGAUGAACCAGGGCCCCCACCCACCCGGACACCAUGGCCCUCCUCCAAUGGAUCAGUACCUGGGAAGUACGCCUGUGGGCUCUGGGGUCUAUCGCCUGCAUCAAGGAAAAGGUAUGAUGCCGCCACCGCCUAUGGGCAUGAUGCCGCCGCCUCCGCCACCUCCCAGUGGGCAGCCCCCGCCUCCUCCCUCUGGUCCUCUUCCUCCAUGGCAGCAGCAGCAGCAGCAGCCUCCACCACCCCCUCCGCCCAGCAGCAGUAUGGCUUCCAGCACCCCCUUGCCAUGGCAGCAAAGAUCCCUCCCCGCGUCAGCGAUGGCCCGAGCCAUGAGAGUGAGGACUUUCCGCGCCCAUUGGUGACCCUUCCAGGCAGACAGCCUCAGCAGCGCCCCUGGUGGACAGGAUGGUUCGGCAAAGCAGCCUGAGUUAUUUUUGUGGACGGAAUCGGAACACGCUGGCUCCAUAUCGUGAAAUUUUUAUUAAUUUUUAUCUUUUUCCUUUGUUAUUUCCUUAUCUUUUCCUUUCUUCAGACUCCGUCCAAGGAGAUGCUCUCCCCGGUCUUCUGCUGCAGAUAGAAUCCUUUACCUUGUCUCCAUUCCUCUCUUCCCAAGGAAAGAGGAGCAAAUGGUUUAGGCACAGACUUUGGCAAUUAAUGUCAGGCUUGGGUUUGUGGGGGUGGGUCCUGUGUGUGGUUUAUCUUUGCCACCUUUUAAAGUGUCUUGAGAAUUCUGACAUUGCUAGAAAGGGUUAAUCCAGCCCUGGGAUUCACAUCUUCCUGCACUCCUGCCAGCAGUAAGGAGACGCCCAAGCCACCAUAGGUCUGCCUGCCAGCCUGGAGUCUCUGAUCACCUAAGCUGCUGCAGAUACCAUUUGCUUCUCUCCUUCCUGGAAAGCUUCCCUUUAUGUUUUAUUUUGACCCCAGAUGUUCAGAUGUUUUGCAGUGUCUGGGACUUGUGCCCCGUGUUCUUUGUUCUGCUUCUUUGCCCCCUUCCCUCUUCAUGGAGUGAUUAUGUUGACAAUAAUGUGUAAUGCGCGUUCUUUUCACUGGUUUAUCUACAGAAAUUUCUCUGGGCUUUUUUUCGGUGUUUGAUUCAACACUGCGCUUAAGUGGGGGGAUGUUCCAUUGAAUAAAAGAGCAGUGUGGUUUUC